Molecule: messenger RNA, 6253 nt
Organism: Lethenteron reissneri (Far Eastern brook lamprey)
Lineage: Eukaryota; Metazoa; Chordata; Hyperoartia; Petromyzontiformes; Petromyzontidae
Product: leucine zipper putative tumor suppressor 2 homolog
Source: RefSeq, a predicted model, not a curated record
UGAGCAGCAGCAGCCGCCGCUGCCUCCCGUGUCAUUGCGCAGCGCCAGUGCGGCCACAGUCCCAGCUCACCGGAUCCUCCUCCUCCUCCAUUCACUUCCACGCCGCAACUCAACUCGCCAUCCCAUAGCCGUCGUCACAUCAUCACUCGCUCAGCCACCGACCCACCCAUUCACCAAAACCUCACCGGCUCUAUCAAAACAGAACGCAAAAUCAUCUCCGGCUAAAAGGAGGACAUCGGGGAGGGUGGGUAAGCAAGAGAAUGUAUAUGUGAGCAAGACUCAAGAUAUGUGAGCAAGAGGAGCGACACAAGCGAGCGGGCAGGGAGAGCUUUGGAAGUGGGACAAAGAGGAACAACGGGAGAGUGGGAAGGGGCUUGAACGAGAGAGGCUUCGGCGUGGCUCACAAUUUGGGGGGGGGGGGGGUGCUGUGAAUAUAUAUCGUGGCUGGCUAUGCGCCGCUGCUGCUGCUAUUGCAGUCGGGAGCAGCAGAAGAAGCGGCAAGAGGAGGAGUCAUCGGAGGAGGCGCGCGGCAGCCGCUCUGGAUGAAUCUGCGUCAGCGCUCGCAAUGGAAUCGUGCGCAGUGAGUCCGGCGUGGUCCCCGGUGGCGUCCAGCAUUCGGCAUGGCCAUGCUCCAGGCUCUGCUUCUCUUCUCGGCUGAGUCCACGUCCCCUACCUCUCCACCGCCGCUGCUCUCCGACCGCCGACAAGGCGUGCGACAGCCUCCACCUCCGCGUACACCGCCAGCACAGACACAGACGCAGUCCCGGGCUUGGCCGCCGCCACCGGCCGCCCCCCUGCGAACCUCGGCCUCCGAUCCCAGCCUCGCGCAAAGUGCCGCCGCCGCCGCUAGCGCCGGUGCCGGGGCCGGCUGCGGUGUUGGCAACAUGGGCAGCGUGAGCAGCCUGAUCUCGGGCGGCGGCGGCGGCGGAGGCGGCAACGGCGGACCCCAGCACGCCGGAGCCAAGGGCCUGCGCAGCAACGCGGGCCGCGCGCCGCAUCUCAAGCAGGGUCUGCUGCAGCGCAACGGGCUGCUCAAGAAGGGCUUCUCCUCCAAGGAGUCGGUGGCGAACCUGCUGAGCGAGGAGCGCGUCGCGGCCGCCAAACCGGCCGUGGCUCGGCUCAUCAAGGACGAGCGGUCGGCAGCCGAAAGGCUCGGCGGCGCCAACGGACUCGGGCAGGGCGAGUACGUGCAGCUCAACAGCGGCAGCCUUAGGGGCGACGAGAGGGGCGCGAUGGAGCCUGCCGACGGCAGCGCGGGUGGCGGCGGCGGCGGCGUGCAGGUGGCCGGCGUGCCGCUCAUCAAGGACAUACGGGGGCCUCCGCCCAAGAUCGUGCCCAUCUCUGGGAGGCUGGAAAAGAGUGUGGAGAAGAAGCUCAUCCGUCCCAUCGCCCUCAAGCCGGCGGCGACAACGUUGUCUGGCGGCGGUGGCGGCGGCUCCUCCCGCGGUGGUGGUGGCGGCGGCAGCAGCUCCCAGCGGCCCUCGCAAACCUCGGGGCCUCGACCCCUCAAGGGCAUCUUCCCGCUGGAGCAGGUCAAGUGCGCCGUGCCCAACUCGAUCGCGCCUCCCAGCAAGUGGAGCUCCACCGAGGGCCUCUACCAGAACGUGGGCCAGCACGCGGCUGCUGCGGGACAGUGCCUCCUCUCGGACUCGGGCCGCAACUCGCUGUCCAGUCUGCCCACGUCCGUGGGGGCCGGAGUGGCCGGUGCCAUCGGGCGGGUGGACGGGCUGUGCGUGGUGGGAGGGCCCGGGGGGGUGCAGCACCAGCAGCAGCACCAGCAGCAGCAGCUACAUCAUCAUCAUCAGCACAUCGUGGGGAAGAUCAGUGCCUCGACGGGGCACAUCGACCACAUCGCGAGCGGAGCGCCGCUGCAGCCGCCCCCGCCUGCCACGAUGAUGUCCCAUCACCACCACAAUGGGCUCUCAUCCGGCAGGAAGGCCUCGGCCGUUGAGUCAGGGAUGCUCAGCGGCGGCUCCACGCUGGACAGCGGCCGCGGCUCCUCCUCCAGCAGCAGCGGCGGCAAAGGGGGGGGACGGCGGCCGACGGGCACUGGCGGCAGCGAGGCGGGGGGCUCGUGCGACCAGUCGCCGUGCUCCGACGACCCGUACGACGUGGAGGAGGAGUUCCGGCGGCGGUGGACGCGGCAGGCGGGCGGCGAGGGCGGCCCGACCGUCCCCUACGCCCGCGACGACCGAGGGCCCGGGCCCUCGGAGGCUGAGCUUGCCGAACUGAGCAGGCAGGCGUACGGGGCACGCCUGCGCCAGGCCGGGCAGAAGGCUCAGCGGGCGCAGCACAUGGCGCAGCUGCAGGUGUUCCAGCUGACGCAGGAGAAGCGCCGGCUGCAGGAGGAGGUGGGGCGCCUGCAGGACGAGGUGGCCCGCAUGCAGGGGAACUGCCAGACGCUGGAGAAGCACUGCUCCGCGUUCCAGCGCCAGCAGAACGAGCUGGCCCCGCGCCUGGAGGAGACCAAGUGGGAGGUGUGCCAGAAGUCGGGGGAGAUCUCCCUGCUCAAGCAGCAGCUCAAGGAGGCCCAGGCGGAGCUGGCGGGUCGCCUCGGCGAGCUGCUCGCGGUGCGCGCGCAGGCACGCGACGCGCGCUCCGAGCUGGCCUCGCGCGACGAGCAGACGCGCGCCCUGCAGGCCCGCCUCCACGCCAAGACGGCCGAGCUCGAGGUGUGCGCCAACGAGCUGCAGCGCCGCGCCAGCGAGGCCGCGCUGCUCCGCGAGAAGCUGGCCCAAAACGAGGCGCAGGCGGCCGAGCUCCGCCGCAAGCUGGCGGACGUGGCGGCCGCCCCCCCCGCCGGCGGCCGGGGCAUUGACGACGCAGACAGAAGGGUGCGCGAGGAUGAGGAGGAGGAGGACGACGAAGAGGGCGAGGCGGAGGAGGCCGAAAACCACCGUGGGGAAAACAGGACCGACGGAGCGCAACCGGGGCCAGGGAAGCCACCCGUCGGCACGCGGGGCCUGACGGAGCUCCCGCCCGAGGGCGACGACCGCAGCGGAAGCGCGGGGGACGGGUCGGAGGCGGAGAGCCGGCUGCAGGGCCUGCGGCGCGAUGUUAGCAGGAUGCAGGUGGAGGUGGAGGCCCUGCGCGAGAAGCUCGGCGAGCAGGCGGGCGCGUUCGAGGAGGAGCGGCGCGUGUGGCUCGAGGAGAAAGACAAGGUGAUCCGCUACCAGCGGCAGCUGCAGCAGAGCUACCUGCAGACCUUCCAGAGGAACCGCGCGCUGGAGGAUGAGGUGAGGCGCAUGGCGGCCGAGCUGGAGAGCAGGGACAUGGAGGAGGUGGACGCUCACAGCGAGUUUUCUUACAAGAACGCGGCGACUGCCGGCGCCGUGGUCUCCGCGGUGGCUCCGACUGAAAUCUGACGGCACCGCUCGACGGCCGUGCUGCACGGCAGGGACUUGGCGCGUUUGCUUACCGCCAGACAGACAAUCGACCAGUCGCCAUCUCUGCCCCUGAGAAAUGUGCACCACGAAGAAUGGAGCCUUAAUUAAUGAUUGAUUUCUAUUGACCUUAUGGCCAAGAGCAGAAUGUUGUCACACCGAAACCAGUUUUCUUUUUAACAUUGCAAAAUAUUUACAUUGCAAAGUCCGUGAGAUGACUAUUUAAUUCAACUUCCUGGUAAACGGGAUGCCCGCUGUGAUGGGGGAUGGAAUAUUCUACCCCCAAAAUGCUACAGAUGGUUCAUUGUGAAAAUUACUUUCCUGACCCCCGCGUGCGUGUGUGUGUAUCUGUCUGUCCUUGUACUUUGUUAAUUCUCUGCAGUACAGUAUUUAUCUCUUGCCAUAACCCGAGGCAAUAUUUAUUCAUCAGUGUUCGCUUGCACUUACUGUAAACAGACAGUGGAAUAAGCACAUCUAGUUCGGUUUGUACAAGCACAUGACCGCCAUUAUAUGUGUACAUAUAGCAGUUCGCCGGUUUGUAUAUAUUGGUGAUGGCUGUCAAACCCUCGCAGAUGUCCUUGUGUAGGUUUGUAAUGUAGCUUUUUCUACGUUUAGAGGUUACGUGGACAUUAAUGUUUCUACUACCGUCAUGACGAAAAUGUGAAUAUUUGUGCGUGUUUCUUUUUUUCUACGUGCUGCAUGGUUGCCCCAUUGUUGCCGAAUUAACGUCAAACCGUUGUGUAAAUGUGCAUGUGUUCCCGCAAACGGUGUCCACGAUGAACGAGACGAAGUUGGCGUCGGUGCCAUAUGUGCGAGUUUCCAAAGAAUUCCGAAUCCCCGCUGAAGACGCGCUCCGUGUUCGACGGUUAACUGACUAGCUUUGCUCGCUCGAAUACACGGCGGUCUUGUCCAACGUGCGACAUCCUUCCCCGCCGUACUUAUGCGGCUUCGAGCGUGUUUCGUAUAAUCAUCGACUGUCGCGGCUUAAUGACCACUCGCAUUUGUAUGUGAAAAUAAUACGUCUAAAAAUGCCAGUGGUGAAUAUCUUUAAAUGCGUUUUGAAGGCCAUAAUUCUCACACCCUUCAAUAUCGUGGUGCUGCUCAUUUACAGUGCCGUGGAUUCAGGCUCGCCUAGUCAAAGCUCUGUAAAGACGUCGUACACAUUUUGGUGCACUGCUAUAUACACUGUACGGUAAAUGUUUGCUUAUUGUUUUUCACUCGAUAGAAAUUGCUUCAUCACCAAAGUCCACGGGGGACUCUGCAUAUGGACUCGAUUUGGUAUAUACAGUACCUCAUACUCAACAUUUUUCAAAAGAGUCCACUCGAGGCUAACUACAGAAAUUACAUAUUGUGUACGUACCAAAAUCUCACAGAAUGUUUCCAGCUGGUGAUUGUGUAGAAUGUCUGUGUCAUGUGAUUGCGGCUACUUGGGUUUUAUAGUUUGGUAAUUAUUGGCAACUGGGUGUAAAAACAUAACACAUUUUGUAUGACAGUGGUUCUCAACCAUUUUGUUAUUCUGCCCCCUCAGCCUCAGACUCCCAUACUGCAUUAGUGUUUUGUUACCACAUCAUGUGAUGUGACGCUGACGUUCCCCGGCCACAUUCACGAUGCAUCCUGCACGGUAUCCACGCCGCAGCCUGCGCCCUCUAGGCCUCCUAGGGGGUGCAUCACACAGGUUGAGAACCACUGCCCUCAGAACUCGUAAUGUUUGUCCCAUGUUUCAAAUAGUAAAUGGCUAAGACAACAGCUGGUGUGUUAGGCUGAGCUGUAGUUUAAAUGUGGGUUCAAUUGUUUAUCUCUCCUGCCUUGAGGCUUCCAACGUGUUGGAAUAUGUGUUCCCUUUUUAUUUAUUUAAGUAUUAAUAUUUUAGCAAUAAUUAAUACAAAGCAAUUUGCCAAUCUUAUGUUACACUUCUGAGCGUUUUAAAAGUCGCCGUUUGUAGUUGAAUUGAUCGUCGUACAUGAUGCUUUUCAUAGUCCACAACUGUAAUUUUUUUCAUUUUCAAUUAAGGACAUUGUGUUACUGAGAAUUUUUGGUCUAUUUCCCAUAUUACACAUGUCCUCAUAGUAUACAUAUACACAAUACAGCGUAUAAAACAACCGUUUAUGCAAUAUAAAUAAAAUCCCAAAAGUAGGAAACUUAACAGGAUAAAAAUACAGUACAUAAAUACGAUGUCGUUAACCUAGGGGCCUGUAUUCAGUGUUGCCAACUUAUCGAUUUUGUUGCUAGAUCUAGCUACUUGUUGGGUUUCUCUCGUGGAAAGCUUGUCGAAACGACUAAGCUACAUAUCUAGCGACUUCUUGAGAUGAGGACAUGAUGCAGAUUUAGGAGCUAUUCCCCAUGGUGGGUAUGAAGGAUUUUUCACCGGUGUUUACUCUGCUCAACGCUCUGUAAAUUGUCUCGCAACAUUUUUCGAAGGCAACAUCUCGUGACCUCUUCGAGGUUCGUUUCGGCAACUCUCUCCGCGUUAAGGAGUUCCCAACGCUGCCUACGAUUGCGAGCGUCGUGUGCACACGCAUACCCUGCGGUGUCGUUGCAAGAGAAAUAGCGGACGAGGCUGUUGAUGCUGCUGGAUCGACGAUAGUAUUGCUAUAGCGGUGUGCUUCGAGUGUGACGGGGGGGUAGUGCAAACCUGCCAAGCAUUAUUGUGUCACACCUUUCACCGCUGCCGCCAUUGUGCCCAGACUGUGUAGCCAUGUUAUUUUUGUACUUGGUGCUUCCAUAUUUGGAGCCAGGAUGUCUGUGGCAUGUGUACAUUGGCUCUGCAUGGCUGGACAGAGAGUGCUUGCACACGUAACACCUUUUGUAAAUAAACUUAAGUGAACUUAAACUCGCGCAAGUUUCGCGUCCUCGUGGUGCAUGUUGUGUGC